AUGUACAAGAGCCAUGGCAAUAAAGGACUGUCAAGCUAUUUCUCGCCAUCCUUCGAGGAUGAGUUGGUUUCACAGUACCAAACUCUAAGUGAAUCAACGGCCUCAGAUAUUGGCUGGUCAGUCCAAGAAUCAUGUUUAAAAGCUGACGAAAUUGGGUGGGAAGAUCCAAUUAAAGGAGGAGGAUUAACGCUCAAUGAGUUUGGGUCGUUCAUGGGUAAUAUGAACGAAGAACCUGUAACCAGUUCAAAGGACUUGAGAUCUAGAUAUCUAAAUAACUUUAUAUUUGAUGAUAACCCCAUAGCCGUCGUGCCAUGUGGUCUACUCUAUCCGAUAGUUUUCAUUGGUAACAUCCCUCCGAAUGUUCCAUAUGAAUACCUAAAAUCAGUUAUUCUUUCGUCAUUCGACACACGGAGCGAGGAGGAUAACUGCCAUCGUAUGAUUGCUCUUAAUUAUCAGCCUAGUUACAAGGAGUGGAGAACGGCAUAUGCGACAUUUAAAACCUGGAGCUGUGCUCAGAAAGUGAUCCAACAUCUUCACCUAAGAAGGCACUUUAAAAAUGCGCCAUUCCACCGCCUUGUGGCUUGUAUAUCACCGACCCCUCCACCGUCUGUCCUCUCAUCAAGCUUUGACUCUGCCUAUGAUCCUCAAGAGGCAGAGCAAAUUAUCACGGAGUUUCAGGAAACAAACCGUAGGCUGAUAAUGUACCAACCUCAGGAUACUGAGAUUUGGUUGCCGUCUUAUAACCGAAUUGAAAAAAAUAAGGGCUUUUUUGGCACAUGGAACUGCUUUAGAAGAGAUCAUAAGAUGCACCAACCCCCAGCUAGAUGGAUGCAAUACUACCGAGAAAAUGGCAUAUGUGAAUAUUGGGACUCUUUUACUGGCAAUAUGCAAUCCACGCUUCCUGUUAGCCAAGCCAAAGAUGACAAACAUUUUCUUCCGACCUCCAUUACGCUGCUUAGAGAUGGUCCAGGAGGAGCUAACCUAUUUAUAUAUGGCAUCCCUAACGACUGGACUGAGGUUACUUUAAUGCAAUUGUGCCAGAGAUUUGGACAUAUUGUUGGAAUUAGACUCCCUACUGCUAAUAACAAUGGCAAGCUAAACCGUUGCUUUGGCUUCAUUAGCUACGACAACAAACCCUCCACCUGGGCGGCAAUCCGAUCCAUCGCAGGAAUUAAGUUCUUUGGCAAGCCUCUCAAGAUCCAGCUUAAGGCAGGUGAGGAUGCUCUUCUUCCACUUACUCUAAGGCCUAUUGUUGAAGGCUCCACCAGAACCAGAAACUUUCAUCAAGAACAGUUUGAGCUCAAGUCUAAAAGUGCUAAUCAGCAGAGCAAUGCUUACAUGAUGAACAACAUGCCAUUUACUAAUGGCUGUAGUGUUCCUUGUAAUAAUAGUAGCUGUGUUAACACUCCAAUUAUUCCCUCACAAGCCUCAAACGGAAUUAACUCUUUUCCAAACACCACUCAACUACAUUGUAAUUAUGUGUCUGGAAUAAAGCAGGCUCGUUAUAGGCCCGAGCCUGGUCAUACUAGAAUGAAUCAGAAAUUUGAAAACCCAAUAUUACUACCACCUAAUGAUAGUAGUAUUAAGUCUCCAUAUAAUGGAGUUACAGACCUUCCAAUUAACUCUACCACGAUUAGUAAUACUAUUACCACUACUACUACCGCCAACAAUACGAAAACCGUCUCCAAUAAGAUGCCUCCAAGUGAACACACCAGCAAUUCAUCUCUUUCAUUUUCCGAUUUCUUUCGAAUUCAAUCAACACCACAACCAUCCCUAGAGUCAUUAGAAAAUAAUCAUUUAAUUGCCGAGAACCAAAACCACCUUACUGAGAAAUCUGCAAAUUUGCAAAUGCUCCUCAAAAAUAUACUCAUCUACGACCACUCAAGCUCCCACAGAGUUUAG
Molecule: messenger RNA, 1902 nt
Organism: Cryptosporidium ubiquitum
Lineage: Eukaryota; Apicomplexa; Conoidasida; Eucoccidiorida; Cryptosporidiidae
Product: RNA recognition motif-containing protein
Exons: 1
Coding region: 1-1902 (633 amino acids)
Cellular component (GO): ribonucleoprotein complex
Molecular function (GO): RNA binding
Source: RefSeq, a predicted model, not a curated record